UAUCUCCGUUUGCUCUGGGGAAAGAAAGACACUAAGCACAAAAGCAAUGGAGAGGCUGGUGGCCAUCAUCGGUGCCGGCACCAGUGGCCUCCUGGCUUGCAAGUACACCUUGUCAAAGGGUUUCCAUCCCAUCGUUUUCGAAGCCAAAAGCAGCAUCGGAGGAGUUUGGAUAAAGACCGUGGAAACCACCAAGCUCCAAACUCCGAAAUCAGCAUAUCAGUUCUCAGAUUUUCCAUGGCCUUCCUCUGUGAAAGAAGAUUUUCCUGACCAACAUCAAGUUUUGGAUUAUAUUCAAUCUUAUGCUCGCCAUUUUGAUUUGCUUCGGCAUGUUAAGUUCAACACCAAAGUUGUCAGCAUCGAGUAUGAAGGCCCUUCCGAGGAAGAGAUGCAUUCAUGGAGCAUGUGGAGUAGUGCUGGUGAGCCAUUCAGCUCUAAAGGGAAAUGGAAAAUUGUAGCAGGAGAUGCUCUUGGCCUUUCAACUGAGGUGUACCAAGUUGACUUUGUGAUCCUCUGCAUCGGACGAUUCAGUGACAUUCCAAACAUCCCAGAAUUCCCCGACAACCAAGGUCCAGAAGUAUUUCAUGGGAAGGUAAUCCACUCCAUGGAGUACGCUGCCAUGGAUUAUCAAAGAGCAGCUGAAUUUGUCAAAGGGAAGCAAGUCACUGUUGUGGGGUUGCAAAAAUCUGCCUUGGACAUUGCUAUGGAGUGCUCAAUAGCAAAUGGCAGGGAACAUCCUUGUACUGUUUUAUACAAGACUGAGCAUUGGAGUGUCCCUGAUUAUCUUCCAUGGGGUGUGCCUCUUGGUUAUUUAUAUCUCAACCGCUUCUCGGAGUUAUUGGUUCAUAAGCCUGGAGAAGGCUUCCUGCUAAGUCUCCUGGCAACAAUCCUUUCUCCUGUGAGAUGGGCAUUUUCUAAAUUCGUUGAAAGCUAUAUAAAAAAGAAGCUUCGGUUGGCAAAGUUUGGAAUGGUACCAAAACAUAGCUUCCUUCAAGAAAUCAGUUCUUGUCUGAUCUCCACAGUGCCAGAGAAGUUCUAUGACAAAGUCGAAGAAGGAAGCAUCAUUCUGAAAAAAGCUACUAACUUCAGCUUCUGCAAGCAGGGUGUUUUGGUUAAUGGCGACACACAUCCUCUGGCUAUUGAUUUGGUUAUUUUGGCUACUGGAUACAGAGGUGAUAAAAAACUCAAGGACAUAUUUGUCUCCUCCACCUUUAAAGACUAUAUUGCCGGAUCCCCUAAUACAACAGUUCCCCUCUACAGGGAAUGCAUUCAUCCAAGAAUUCCACAACUAGCAGUAAUUGGGUUCUCAGAGAGUGUUUCAAACUUGUAUACCUCGGAGAUGAGAUGCCGAUGGCUAGCCGAGCUUCUUGACGGCACAUUCAGAUUGCCCAGCAUCAAAGAUAUGGAGAAAGAUGUGGCAGAGUGGCAAGAAUACAUGAAGACAUACUCGGGGCAAUACUACAAGAGAUCCUGCAUUGGUGCUCUUCAUAUAUGGUACAAUGAUCAGCUGUGCAAUGAUAUGGGAUGGAACCCCAAAAGAAAGAAAGGAUUCAUUGCUGAGUUGUUUGAGCCUUAUGGUCCAAUGGACUAUGCAGCCUCUUGAAGUGAUGAGGUUCCUGAACCCUGAGUUGCCAGUUAUCUUGGUUCGUGCGUGCAUGCAUGCUUUUGGAAUCAUUGGAUUCACUGUCACUGCUGAGAAUUUCCAUGCUUUUCAUGUUUAUUCAUUCAAAAGAAUUCGUGUUUGUGUUUAAAAUAAAAUCAAUAAUUUCAUCACUUUGGUUGUGGAUCAACUGUGGUUGUAUUUCUGGUAAUAAUAUGAACAAUAAAUC
This is a messenger RNA of Juglans microcarpa x Juglans regia, 1826 nucleotides long. Its product is annotated as probable flavin-containing monooxygenase 1. The coding region runs from base 47 to 1600 and encodes 517 amino acids. Gene Ontology annotation, molecular function: flavin adenine dinucleotide binding; N,N-dimethylaniline monooxygenase activity; NADP binding. NCBI's taxonomy places the organism in Eukaryota, Viridiplantae, Streptophyta, Magnoliopsida, Fagales, Juglandaceae. The record is from RefSeq and is a predicted model, not a curated record. The transcript has 5 exons.